AGAGGAAAGGCAAUGCCAGAGAUAAGGCAUGUUUCACUGCGUUCCUAGUCCAGUCAUCAGUAACGGGAAUCAAUACACGACUAAUAAUUUAUGAGCAUUUCUAAGCUACGAGACGAGGACUAUGCUGAUUUUGACGACGAUGAUGAAUGUUCUGCUGUUUACGAAGUACCGCUGAAUAAUGAAGAAAUUACUAACAAUAAGGAUAAUGGAAGCAGCUCAUCUGCAAAGCUCACUUCAUCGGCGAGCGAAGGCAGUCUUCUUAGGGAAAUUAAGAAGAAACUCGGGCAUACACUUCGACGAAAAAGCGAAGACACCACAAUCAAAACGAAUUCGACAAAUGAUCCCGGAGAAAUGGUGGCCAGCGGAGUCAAAUGCCAAGAUUGCAUUAGAAGAGAUGCUGACUUAAGACGAUUAGAAAACGAAGUUGCUGGUUUAAAGAGAGAAGUUGAACAACUUACUUUCGAAUCGACUGAGUUGGGCACUAACCUUGCCGAUGCAGAAACAAUGCUCUACGAAAAGGAUGAAGCCUUGAAAAGUCUGGAACUCACACUGUCACUAGCACAAGAAGGACGCGCAGCGUUAGAUGCGGAUCUGCGAAGGAAAACAGACGAGUGUCUUAGUUUACUUGAAAGUCUUGAAAAAAUGUCGACUUCAUCAAAGGAGAAACAAAAGGAACAAGAAAAUCUUAUCGAGAAUUUACGCAGUGAACUUAGCGAUAAGAACAAGGAAUUGGAAAAUCACCAGCAGGAACUGGAGAAGAACGAGAAAGAAAUAUCAGAGUUAAAUGCGGCACAUGUAGCGACAAAAGAAAUUGCCGCAAGUCUUCAAAGCACCGCUUCUUCUCUCACAGAAGAGCUUAAUCGCAUAGCUUCAGAGCGAGACGAACUCAAGAUCAAAGUGGAAAAUUUAUCUCAAGAAUUAGAGGAAUCAAAGAAAGCAAGCGCCACAUUCAACGCUGAGGAAGUUGAGGGACUAAAGCAGGAAACACAUAGUUUGAAACAAAAAAUUCAGGAAAUGGAGAGAACGCACCAACUUGCUGAAGCAGAUUUUACGGCAAUCCAAGCAAGUCAAAACGAGUUUGCUGAGAUCCUCAAUAAGAGGGUAGAGGAGUUGAAAAAGGAGAAAUCAGAGUGGUUGGCAGAAAGAGACAGCUAUGAGGAACAGAUCAAAGGAUACAAGAUAGAGUUGUGUGCAGCUUAUGACGAUGCUAGAUAUCGAACUUCCGGACCUCAAGCUAAGGAUGACGAACUCAAUUUUGAGAUAGCUGAACUCAAAAAGGCGAAUGAAAAUCAAUCUCAAUUGAUAGACAAUUUGAAAUGCAAAAUCGACCAGUUUGAGGCAGAAAAAUUGGAUAUGUCGCUAGAAAAAACAAAGUAUAAAACUCAAAUUGAGGAACUGAAGGAAGAGAAAGCUGAAGCAGAAUUAAGAGUUGAGACACUAGAGCAACAAGAAGGCGAACUUCUUGCCAAGAUCAAAAGUCUGUCGGAGGCAAAAGAAGAGUAUGGUGAGAAAGUAGACUCGUUAACUAGAGAGGUGGAACAGUUACGGCAAGAGAAAAACGCUUGGGAUGAGGAGAAGACGCGAAUCAACUCGCAACUGCAGGAGUUGGAAAAAUCAGUCACUUCCGCUAGGGACUUUGAUAAGGAGCGAUCUGAUUUUAAUGACAGAAUAGAUGAACUCAACAAGGAGAAGUCAGAGCUAUCGUUGCAGUUGCAAGAGGCGGUGGACUCUCUUGCUGUUUUGCAAAAAAGGAUUAGUUCUUUGGAAUCGACAAUGAAUGACCUCCAAAACGAUCAUGCUAAGGAACUUGAGCAACUUAGAACUGCUUCUGCACGAAGCGAGGAGAGCUCAUUAGAAAAAGAAAGACGCGUGGAGCAGCUCCAAUUUGAUUACGACGAAGCUAUGGAGAAGGUCCGCACAUUGAUGGACGAAAAAGCUGCUGGAGAUGCCGAAGUGCUCCGGUUGCAGGAAGAGCUGUCGCGAAAGCAGAAUGAGUUGGUAUCUUUGCGAAUUAAGGAGGCGAAUACCGCUGCUCUCUACAACGAUGCUAAAUACAAAAUAACAACUGUAGAGAAAACUAAGGAAAUCGAAACGGCUCCCUUGGAGAUUAGAAAGAGCGCAGUAUUGAUGGAAAGUGAAGAAGAAGUCGACAAUGUGCCAAACGUUUCCACACGAUCCUCAAGUCCAAGGAGAAGUCCUGAUACAUACGAGGAAUAUUACUGCGAAGAUUGCAAUACCUUUGGCGAGCAUGCGACUGAGAACUGUCCAUUUCGUGUGCAAACUACCGAAAAAGUAUCCUACACGUCCAAAGAGUUCUGCGAGUUUUGUGCAGAGUAUGGUCAUGACACAUUUGCUUGUUCAUCCUAUAACGCACGGUCCAAACGAGCAAGGAAUGUAAAAUUAUGAGAUAUCUGUACAAUUCUUUCCUUCAGUGAUAUUUGUUGUAAAUGUUUGGGAAUAAGAGUGAGUGGAAAAGUGACUAAAAAGUUUGAAA
Molecule: messenger RNA, 2494 nt
Organism: Cylicocyclus nassatus
Lineage: Eukaryota; Metazoa; Nematoda; Chromadorea; Rhabditida; Strongylidae
Source: the annotation of a GenBank genome assembly